AAUACAUAAGCGCUACCUUGAGUGUUGAAGGUCCGGCUGCUGGGGUUUCCUACUACUUUGAUGACGCAUCUCUUGUGGAAAUACCCGAAUACACUACAUGGGAAGCUGACGCUAAUGCACGCAUUGAGGCUCACAGGAAAAACAAUAUUCGCUUCACAUUUGACAUCCCAUCAGACACCAACGCCUCAGACUAUGUUGUUCACAUAGACCACAUUCGACACCUGUUCGGCUUUGGAACUGCGGCUCGAAGCGACUUCAUCGUCCAUGAGGACUAUCAACAAUAUCGUGACGUUUUGUACAGCUUGUUCAACUCGGUAUCAAUAACUGACUAUGAUUGGUUCCGCGAUCAAGGCACUGCGAGUAAUCCAGACUUUUCCAGAGCUGUUGCCGCCACAGAUGAGCUUCUUAAAAAUGGUGUGAAGGUACGCGGUGAGUCAUUUUUCUCUGCUCGACCAGCGUCUGAGCCAACCUGGGUUUCAUCUUUAAACUCCCAACAACUGAGGGAUGCCGUUACUAAACGUAUUAACUACUUGACUGGAAUCACCAAAGAAAAAGUCUCCCAAUGGGUAGUGAAUAACCAACUACUACAUGGCAGAUUUUACGAGGACAGAACCGGAGAACUAAAUUUUACACAACAAUUGUUCAAGGCAAUUGGCGCCGCCGAUCCCUUUCCUGAGUUGCUGCUGAAUGAUUUUGAUGUUGUUGCGGAAGGAAACCACAAUCUGGGGUAUGUUGAUCAGAUUAAUGCCUUCAAAGAUGCUGAUGUUGGACUAAAAGGCGUGGGCAUCCAAAGCAGGUUUCCAGACUUCACCAAACCAGACAUAACCCUUGUGAAGGCCCGUUUAGACAAGCUAGCAGCAACAGGACUUCCCUUGUGGAUAACUCAGUUAACUAUAGGAUCAAGCGAUGAACAUAAGAAGGCAGACUGGUACGAGGAUGCGCUGAGACUCUACUUCAGUCACCCCUCUGUAGAAGGGAUCUCAAUUUUAGGUUUUUGGGACCACGAAGUCAACGGAAACAAUGCUCUAAUUCAUGGUUACACAUACGCGCUGGGCGAGGCUGGCAAGCGGUACCAGCGUUUGGUCAAACAAGAUUGGAGCACUCACGUGACACGUCCUCUGACGUCAGGAACAUCGUUUACCGUAAGAUGUUUUCAGGGAGACUAUGCUGUGGUUGUGUACUACAAGGGCAAGCCGGUACGACAAACUACAUUUACUCUACAUAAGGGUGACACGAGUUUCACAAUGGUUGUGGGUGCAACCGCAGAAAUUCAGCUGCCACCUGUUUUUGAUCCAUUCGCACCUCAAGAUAUUGACUUUGCUUCAUCAAGCUUGAACCUGCAGACAAUAGGUCACGGCACGUCCACGUCACAGUCUCAUCAACUGCAAUGUGUAUCACGCAGAUCAGCAGUGUCUGCAAUAGGAGACGAAAAGACAGCUAGCGUCAGUUGCAACGCUGGAGAGGUUCUUGCAGGGUGCUCCAGUUUUUCCACUAACAAUGACUGGCGUCGAGAUGGUGAACAAGUGACUUUUGUGAAUGGAAAGGCUGUUUGUACAGCAUUCAACGGACAUUAUUCUUCUGCUGGUGUCCAAGCAGAAGCACGAUGCUGCAGUCUCAGAACUCUUCAGUGCCGAUACAGAACUGCCGGCCCAUCAGGCACCGGGGAAAGGGAUCAGAUCAUUAUUCCCUGUGCAGAUAAUGAAUAUCCACUUGGCUGUGGUUCAUGGACAUUUGAAGCUGAGUCCGCUGGUACAAUCUUCACAAGUAACUUCUGUAUAGGACAGAAUGAUGAUAUAGUUGUUGGUGUCUAUGGAUUUGCUUCCUGCUGCCAGGCGACUCCAUCCCUCCACUGUAUCACAUUGUAUUCAGCAGUCAGUGGUCCUGAUGUUGGAGACAGAGCCGUGCUGUCUUGUCCCUCUGAACUUCCUUUUACACUGACCGGAUGCAAUGUGCAUGCGCCCAACGGAAGAGGUGCCGGAGCGUUCAUUGAAG
Molecule: messenger RNA, 1992 nt
Organism: Candidula unifasciata
Lineage: Eukaryota; Metazoa; Mollusca; Gastropoda; Stylommatophora; Geomitridae
Source: the annotation of a GenBank genome assembly